AUGCCUUCCAGUUUGAACGAGACCAGAAUUGUGACCAUCAAUGGAAACUCUAACAAAACCUGUCAAGUUUACAAGAACAAUCUCGGUGACACUUUUUGGGGUAAAUGUGAUGGUACAAAAAGAAAAAGAUGUACGUCUUUCUUCCCAAUGAAAAUCUUAGAUGCUCCAGGUCUGAAGGACGAUUACUAUCUUAAUUUGGUUGAUUGGAAUGCUGCAAAUCUGGUAGCCAUUGCUCUAUCUGAUACAGCAUACCUUUGGCACCCAGAGUUGGGAGUGCAUGAGGCUAUAAAUGUGGAGUCAGGAUACAUCUCAUCAGUCGCAUGGAUUGAAGAUAGAAACAAUCUUGCAAUUGGAACCAGUGGUGCUAAUGUGCAGUUGUGGGACAUUGAGACAAAGAAGAAAUUACGCAACAUGCGUAGCCACAGUUCAAUGGUUGGUGCUCUGAGCUGGAAUAGCUACAUUCUUAGCAGUGGCUCCCGAUUUGGAUCUAUUCACCACCAUGAUGUAAGAAUUGCACAUCACCAUGUUGGCACUCUCUGUGGUCACACCUCUCAAGUGUGCAGCCUUAAAUGGUCACCAAAUGGUGCAGUACUCGCGAGUGGUGGCAAUGAUGGUCUACUGAAUAUUUGGCUUAAUGAUCCAGGAGCCAACAUUAACAGUAAACCAGAUAUGACCAUUAGUAAUCAUCAGUCAGCUGUAAAGGCCAUGAACUGGUGCCCUUGGCAAUCAGGGAUACUUGCUGUGGGUGGAGGAAUGAAAGAUGGACAUUUGCGUCUAUGGGAUACAAAGAGUGGGACCUGUAUUGGAGAUGUGGAUACAAAAUCACAAAUUUGUUCAUUACUCUUCCUAUCACAACACAACGAGUUAGUAACUGGCCAUGGAUUUCCCAAGCACCAGGUCUCAAUCUGGAAUUACCCAACUCUUGUGAAAUCAGCAGACCUUAAAGGUCACAGAGGGAGAGUUCUGCAUCUGGCAUCCAGUCCUGAUGACAGUGUAGUGUUUUCAGCAGCAGCUGAUGAAACAGUUUGUUUAUGGAACUGUGGCACUGCCAGUGAACAGAAGCUGGAUGUAAAACAGGCGAUCAGUGGUGAGGCUUCACAAUACUGA
This is a messenger RNA of Chiloscyllium plagiosum (whitespotted bambooshark), 1107 nucleotides long. Lineage: Eukaryota; Metazoa; Chordata; Chondrichthyes; Orectolobiformes; Hemiscylliidae. The record is from RefSeq and is a predicted model, not a curated record.